This is a messenger RNA of Coffea arabica (coffee), 4265 nucleotides long. NCBI's taxonomy places the organism in Eukaryota, Viridiplantae, Streptophyta, Magnoliopsida, Gentianales, Rubiaceae. The record is from RefSeq and is a predicted model, not a curated record.
UCCCUUUUUACUUCUUUUUUUCACUCGUAGUUUGUAAACAACGUGACAUGCGCACUCGAUUCCUCCCCGCCGAUUGCUUCAACUCCGCCACCGAAACCCUAGAAUUUCUCCAUUGUUCUCCCCCACACCUUCCUCCGUCCUACACCUCAAUUCACCAACACCUUCAGCGGUGCUUCGACGACAUUUCCCCCCUCAGCGUAUCUCUUGAAAUCGAGAAAUUGCCGAUAGGAACCUCUCUCAACAAGUUCUUAUCCAAUGUCCUUCCGCAAUUGAUCAAUGCUGCAGAAAUCGGAGAUUCCACAGAUGAUCUAUCCUUCACUGGAACAGCUUGCUCUCGUGAACUGCAGAGUUUUUGUGCUGAUUUUAUGCUCGAGGUUGAUGCUUCGCAGGAGAAAGAUGACAUCGCUUCUGACAUUAAGGGAACCAAUAAUCUCAAUAUCUUCCAGUUUGAAAUUCCAGAGAAAUAUGAUCUUCAGCCUCAGAAGGAGAACGUGAAAAUUUUUUCUGAUAUUCCCCAGCUUGUGAGUAAUGUGGAUAUGCCCAAUCUUGAACUCAGGAUGCAGGAUUUUUUUGAAAUUCACCAAGCAGUCUAUUCAGUUGAUGAUAUCUCAAGAGAGUACUUUAUAGAACAAAAAGCUGAUCUCUUGGAAGAUUCUGGUUCUACUAGGGGACAACUUGGUUCUUGUGUACAAAAAUUUCCUGUUUUCGAAAUUGAUGAGGCAAGCCUGGGUAUUUUCAAUGACAUAGCCAUGAAGAAUGAACUUAUAAUUUUCAAAAAUAUUGAGUCUCAAAAAUGGAUACAAGAAGAUGAGAUAGCAAGUAACGACAAGGUGCAUUUGGAUUUUAAAGAAUUUGACUUACUUGCGUAUCUGUCAAAUCAUUGUUCAGUAAUGCACCACCCUGAAAUAGGGGUGGGGUGCUCAAAUUUCCUUGAAGAAAUUGAUUUCGUUAUUGACAAAGAAGAUCCAGAUGUUGGGCAUAUGUUGUUAUCACAUCACAAAACCUCUCAGGAUAUAUCCAAUUUUUCAAGGAACUUAGUUCUAUUUGAGGAAUUUCAGUUCACUGACUUAGAUCUGUAUAACUUCAUUGAAGUCUUCUAUUGUUUAGCAAUAAAGCGCACAGCAGAGGAAUGUGACCUAAUGUUUAGUGAAGCAAUGAAGUUUAAGAAUUUUGAUGACUUAAUUGCUUGUAAUGAUCUCAUUCUUGUUGAUGAUGCUUUUAGAUCAUUGCCUGUGCCCAUUCUUUUGGACUGCCAAAAGCCGGUUUCAGUGGUGUCAGUGGUUGAGAAAGUAUUUUCUGCCUUGGAGCCAGAAUCAGCCUCUACAUUUGACUGUCUGUAUUUAGACUGGCAUUUUUUCGAGGAAGAUUACUGGAAUUCUAGUAGAUAUUCUUCCUGUUGGAAGGCAUUUGAAGAGAUAGACACAUACAGCAUUGAUUUUACAUUGGACAGCAUCGAUAACAGGAUGCUACAGUUGGACUGUGUCCUCUCAGGUGGCAUUAUUGAUGAACCAAAUUUGGGAGAAAACAAGGAAAUAUUGCAAAUAAAUUUACAUGGCAUUUCUUUACCUCCAAUCUCUCAUGAAGAAGUGGCUUCUCAAACACAGCUGAAUGAAGAUGAAAGAAAGGGAAUAACUGGAGAGAUACAAUCUAAGAACGGGGCUGCACAGGUCAAUGUUAAUGUUGAAACUACAACAGAAUUUAAUGAAAUGGAUUUCCUUUUGAACUCUCAUCAUGAGUGUGGUGGAGGAAGGAAAAAGUGUAAACCUCAUGAAAGCUCCAUUUUUAAAGACACAGUGCUACCUGUGGUUCAUUCUGGUGAUUCUCUUCCUGCACGUGAUGUUAAUCAGGCGCCGUUGCAGAAAUGGAAUAUCAAGAUGCUCCAAGUAGAAUUGUCAAAUGAAAUUUUGUCACUUAUUGAUAAUUUCCAGAAAAGUUUUCUGGGAAUCUUACUGAGUGAUGCUGAAUUGAUAAAGGAUCUCUACCCCUAUCAAGAUCUGGAUGACAUUUCUUUCCUUCGGGUGCGGAAAGAAGAAAUAAUGGACCGCAUUAAGAAGAUCAGUGCGCCAGGAACUCCUUCUCUUGCUAAUGAAAAUAUCAUGUCAUUGGUGGCUCUCAGUGCAAUUAAACAGAUGGCUUGGUACUUGUGCUACUAUGGUUUGCAUGCUGCUCAGCUAUACAUCCACAAUUUGUCUACUAACCUUCAGGGCUUAAAAUCAAGAUUCAGCUUCCUCCAGAACUUGAUUCAGAAUAUGUGCGAACAGGCGGAAAAAGAAAUAACCAAAUUCCACCCAUCACUUUCUGUUGUUCAACAAGUACUUGAGUCAAGUUUGAGUGAGAAUGGUCUCAAAGUAUUAAUUGUUGCAGAGCCAGUUUAUUGGUGGCCAUUAAAGAGAUUAUUGACUUCAAUGAAGAUAUCAUACAAUGAAUCACAAAAUUUUUGGACAAAUACUUGCAAACAGGAUAAAAUAAAUGACUUUGCUGAUCCUACGAGUAUGAUCUCUCAAGCAGAUUGCUGUUUAGUAUCUCACGAGUAUUUUUCUGCAUCAUUUCCAUAUGACAAAUUUGGUGUUAUCCUGGAAUAUGGUGGUUCGCAUGAAUCAUCUAGAGUCAGCAGCAUCUCCUCGAAAUUAGAUCGUGGUCCUUGUCUUUAUUUCCUCAAGGUGAAGCUGGAGGAAUCAGGAAUUCCUAAAGCAAUUUGUUGCGGUGUUGACAUGCCCAAGAGCAGGGGCAGUACAAUGAAAGGUCAUCUUCAUGUUAAUCUGGUGUUGAAUGAGAGCAACAAUAAGAUGGAGGACCUGCUGAAUUUUGUACCUCUUGAGGAGAACCACAACAAAGUCCCAGUUGAAGCUGUAGUUGGAGGUCAAGAGUGCCAUCUGAAGCCUUUGCAUUCUGUCUCAUUGGCUAUGGAAUCAAAAGAGAUCCCCACAAACGCACCUUCCUUUCCUGACAUAGUUGUAGUUAACACUAAAAAUUUUGAUAAGGAAAUGGUAAUUUCCAGGAGAAGCACAUACCAAAAGAUUCUUGCACUGGAGAAAGGGGGAGCACAAGUUGUAGACCGUGACCUAAAUCUACCGGUUGAUGUUGUACUUGAUGCUGCAAAUUGCCUUGCAUGGUACAACUUAAAGAACAUUAGAAAGAAAUCUUCUGCUCCUGAUGAGGCAUUUUCUUGCCUAUCCUUAUAUGUUGAGAAUAUAGCAGCCAGUAUUUUAACAUCAUUAAGUUAUGCUUUCAGCAGCUGCAUUCUGGUAUUUGAGGGGGAAAGACAUUUCCUGGCUGGCGUCAUGGAAUCAUCAGACAAGCUGUAUGCUGCUGCAGCUAGCCUGGGAAUUGAUUUGCAGAUCUUUUGUUCUUAUUCUUCUGUUAUGACAGAUGAGAUUAUACUAUCCUGCAUUGAAGCUGUAAUCAAGCUCACCAGAGGCCUGUAUCCCAAAAUGCCUGACUCAGAAAGUCUAGCAGAAUCCUUUCUUACUGCAUUUCCUUCAAUAAAUCCUCUUUCAGCUCAUGCCAUAUUGACUUCUGGCAGCUCACUAAUUGACUUUUUAGAAUGGUCACAUGACUGUAGGAUUCAUGCAGUUCAGAAGCAUAAAAUUCCUCAUGAAAGUGUUGCUUUACUUGGUCUUUUGUGUCAAUAUGGGGAGCGAGAGGAUUCUAAAUCUGGAAUGACUGAUAGCUCCUCAUCAGUAUCAUAUGUUCCUGGUAGGAUUCAACCAGGAAGCAACUCUGAAACAAAGAAGAGGAAAUGCACUGACGAUCAUCCCAAAUUUAACAUCUAUGAAAAUGAAUUAUGCCAUUUUGAGUCCCCUACACUAUUUCCAGAUGUUAGAUUGAGUCCUCCAAGAGCAUCUGCCCCACGCAAUAUUUGGAUGUCAGAAAAUUCUGAGAUAAUUGAUGAGUGUGGAAAACCUGGUUUAACCUUUGAUGAUAAAUUUUUUUGUGAAAGGAAGAAAGUGGAGGCAAAUAUGAUGAGGAAUUAUGCAUUUGGAAUGACUGAAGGUCCUCCUAAAUUAGAAGAGAGUCAAAAACCAAAAUAUCUUCAGCACAACACGAAUUUUGGUGUAGAAGAGAUAUUGCAUAUGGCUGCAAGGAACAGAUCUCAUAGACUUGGGAAAGAGAAAUCCGGAAAUCAGCAGGAGGAUUUAAAAGGUGAAGUUAUUGAUACUAAUCUCGCUGCAAUGUUGAGAAAAGAAAUUCCAGAGUUGAACUCUUUAAGUUUCUCACCUCAUGAUGUGAACAAGGACUGGGCAACAGAAGGGGCUCUUGCAUGA